AUGAGCAAAGGAAAAGUACUUCUCUGCCUCUACCGUGGAGGUCAACAUGCCCACCAAGUUAAGGGUCUUUUGGGAUGUGUUGAAAAUGAAUUAGGAAUUCGCAAGUACAUCGAAUCCAAGGGAUACGAACUUGUUUCCACCGACAGCAAGGACCCAAUUGGUUCUUCUGAAGUGGACAAGCACCUCAAGGAUGCCGAAGUUGUUAUCACAACUCCAUUCUACCCUGCCUACAUUACCAAGGAAAGAAUGGCUAAGGCACCAAACUUGAAGAUCUGUGUAACUGCCGGUGUUGGAUCUGACCACGUUGACUUGAACGCAGCAAACGAGCAUGGUAUCACCGUUACUGAGGUCACUGGUUCCAAUGUUGUUUCCGUUUCUGAGCAUGCCGUUAUGACCAUUUUGGAUUUGGUUCGUAACUUUGUUCCUGCUCACGAACAGGCUGUUAGCAAGGGCUGGGACAUUGCUGGAGCUGCCAUGAACCUGUACGAUUUGGAAGGUAAGACCGUUGCAACCGUUGGUGCUGGUCGUAUUGGAUACCGUAUUUUGGAGAGAUUGAUCGCUUUCAACCCAAAGAAGUUGUACUACUACGACUACCAGGGUCUUUCCAAAGAGUUGGUUGACAGAUUGAACAAGGCUUCUGAGGUGUUGAACGGUCGUGGAGACAUUGUUGAACGUGUGGAGAACCUUGAGGACAUGCUUGGCAAGUCCGAUGUGGUUACCAUCAAUGCUCCAUUGCACGAGAAGACCAAGGGUUUGUUCAACAAGGAGUUGAUUUCCAAGAUGAAGGAUGGUGCUUGGCUCGUCAACACUGCUCGUGGAGCCAUUUGUGUUGCUGAGGAUGUUGCCGAAGCUCUUGAGUCUGGAAAAUUGAGAGGUUAUGGUGGAGAUGUGUGGAACGUGCAACCAGCUCCAGACAACCACCCAUGGAGAACCAUGCGUAACCAAUUCGGUGGAGGUAACGCUAUGACUCCUCACAUCUCUGGUACUUCUUUGGACGCUCAAGCUCGUUACUCUGCUGGUGUUCAAAACAUUUUGGAGAGUUACUUUAGCGGUAAACACGACUACCGUCCUCAGGAUGUGAUUGUGUCUGGCGGAAGAUAUGCCACCAAGUCUUACGGUGAAAGAAAUGACGGCAAGUAA
Messenger RNA from Meyerozyma guilliermondii ATCC 6260, 1140 nucleotides. Its product is annotated as formate dehydrogenase. Bases 1 to 1140 code for a protein of 379 amino acids. Gene Ontology annotation, molecular function: formate dehydrogenase (NAD+) activity; oxidoreductase activity, acting on the CH-OH group of donors, NAD or NADP as acceptor; NAD binding. The record is from RefSeq and is a predicted model, not a curated record. Gene Ontology annotation, cellular component: cytosol. NCBI's taxonomy places the organism in Eukaryota, Fungi, Ascomycota, Pichiomycetes, Serinales, Debaryomycetaceae. The transcript has a single exon.